Molecule: messenger RNA, 279 nt
Organism: Penicillium hordei
Lineage: Eukaryota; Fungi; Ascomycota; Eurotiomycetes; Eurotiales; Aspergillaceae
Product: NADH dehydrogenase [ubiquinone] 1 beta subcomplex subunit 7
Exons: 3
Coding region: 1-279 (92 amino acids)
Cellular component (GO): mitochondrion
Source: RefSeq, a predicted model, not a curated record
AUGACUGUCAUCGAAUCAGUUAAAAGUGCCGUUGGCCUUUCGGAGACCUCCGCAACCCGCCAGGAAAUGUCGGAAGCGCGUCUUCCCAUGCAAUACAGAGAUUCAUGUGCACACCUUCUGAUCCCGUUGAACCGAUGCCGGCAAGCAGAGUACUACCUUCCCUGGAAGUGCGAGGAUGAGCGACACUCAUACGAGAAGUGCCAGUACGAAGAGUUUAAGAAGCGUGUGGCCAAGAUGGACGAGCUGCGUGCCGCCAAGGACGGCGCCCGGAGCAACUGA